Molecule: messenger RNA, 1239 nt
Organism: Lactuca sativa (garden lettuce)
Lineage: Eukaryota; Viridiplantae; Streptophyta; Magnoliopsida; Asterales; Asteraceae
Source: RefSeq, a predicted model, not a curated record
UCAUUUGAUAACCCCCAAAAUCCUCUACCUUUCAUUUAAAUAGAAUUUCAAAUGGAGAAAUUCCAAAGCUAUUUAGGGCUAGAUAGAUCUCAACAACACCACUUCUUAUAUCCACUUAUCUUUCAGGAGUAUAUUUAUGUACUUGCUCAUGAUCAUGGUUUAACUAGAUCGAUUUUGUUGGAAAAUGCAGGUUAUGACAAUAAAUCCAGCUUACUAAUUGUGAAACGUUUAAUCAAUCGAAUGUAUCAACAUAAUCAUUUGAUUCUUUCGGUUAAUAAUUCUAAACAGACUCCAUUUUUGGGGCACAACAAGAAUUUUUAUUCGCAAGUAAUGUCCGAGGUCUCUUCAAUCAUUAUGGAAAUUCCAUUGUCUCUGCGAUCAAAAAGAAAUCACAGACUAUUCUUCUUCCUAUAUACUUCUCAUUUAUCAUCUUCUGGAGCCCUUAUUGAACGAAUAUAUUUCUAUGGAAAAAUAGAUCAUCUUGCAGAAGUCUUUGCCAGGGCUUUUCAAGCGAAUUUAUGGUUGUUCAAAGAUCCUUUCAUGCAUUAUGUUAGGUAUCAAGGAAAAUCCAUUCUUGGUUCAAAAGGGACGUUUCUUUUGAUGAAUAAAUGGAAAUAUUACUUUGUCAAUUUCUGGAAAUCUUAUUUUUACCUGUGGUCUCAACCAGGAAGGAUUUAUAUAAACCAAUUAUCCAAUCAUUCCCUUGACUUUCUGGGUUAUCGUUCAAGUGUGCGGCUAAAGCCUUCAAUGGUACGCAGUCAAAUGCUAGAAAAUGCAUUUAUAAUUGAAAAUGCUAUUAAGAAGUUUGAGACUAUUGUUCCAAUUAUGCCUUUGAUUGGAUCAUUGGCUAAAUCUAAAUUUUGUAAUGCAUUGGGGCAUCCUAUUGGUAAGGCGAUUUGGGCCGAUUUCUCAGAUUCUGAUAUUAUUGACCACUUUGGGCGUAUAUAUAGAAAUCUUUCUCAUUAUCAUAGUGGAUCUUCAAAAAAAAAGAGUUUGUAUCGAGUAAAGUAUAUACUUCGACUUUCUUGUGCUAGAACUUUAGCUCGUAAGCAUAAAAGCACUGUACAUGCUUUUUUGAAAAGAUUCAGCUCGGAAUUAUUAGAAGAAUUCUUUACGGAAGAAGAACAAGUUUUUUCCCUGACCUUUCCAAGGGUUUCUUCCAUUUCGCGAAGGUUAUCUAGAAGGCGGAUUUGGUAUUUGGAUAUUAUUUGUAUCAAUGAUUUGGCUAAUCAUGAAUGA